Messenger RNA from Lonchura striata (white-rumped munia), 1396 nucleotides. RefSeq lists its product as uncharacterized. The record is from RefSeq and is a predicted model, not a curated record. Gene Ontology annotation, molecular function: protein binding. NCBI's taxonomy places the organism in Eukaryota, Metazoa, Chordata, Aves, Passeriformes, Estrildidae.
UAGACAAAUAGCCCUGAGCAAGAUGUGAGGAUUUUAUGCAGCAGCCAGACAUGUCUGAAAGUUCCUCAGGUCUGACUACAAGCAAUCAGAAAUUCUUAAAGUCUUAUUCCUCCUGCUGCUCCAUCCUGAGGGAUGCACACGAUACUCCACUGGUUUUACCCCAAAACAGAGGAGCCCUCGGGCAGAACUGGGACCCCAGGCUCCCUUUCCCACUUCCUUCUGACUCCUUCAAGUACCUUGGCUGGUGUGACAUAGAGGAACACGGUGUUCGAGGAAAUCAGCUCCUCUGUCCCCGAGUCAGGGAAGGGCCCUCAGAAGAAGAGCUGUUUUUCAGAAAAGAAGAACAUACUCUGAAAAGAAGAAAACAAGUAACUGACCCAGAGAAAUGGGAAAAGAGGCUGCAAGAGAACUGGGAAAACUGUGCUGAGUUGAACCUUUCCUUCCAGGACCUGGGUGAUCUUUAUCAGGUGGAAAACUUCAAAAGAAUCCUCCGAAGGUUAAUUCGGGUGGAAAAGCUUUGGUUGGUGGACAAUUCUUUGACAGACCUCAGUGCCAUAAGGUUGCCAAGAUGCAGAGAGCUAAAUGUAAAUAAAAACCACUUUACAUCCUUCAAACAGCUGCCAAAGAUCCCUCAGAUUCAGCACUUAUCUCUCGCUGAAAAUAACAUCACGACCCUGAGUGGGAUUUCAGACUUCAGACACACUCCACUUGAAUCCCUGGUCCUCAAGAGGAAUCCCUGUGAGUUCCAGGAAAGAUACAGACAGCUUGUGUUCUCCAAUUUGCCAAACCUGAAAAUACUGGAUGGCAUCCCAAAACUGCCAGAGGACUGCUCACCCCCUGAUGUCAAGUUUUUUUACAGAAUGUGUACUCUACUCUAGCACAGUAUUUUUGUAGGAUCACAAUUGUGCUACAACCACCUUGCUUAAAAGAGACUGUAAAUCCUGGUUAUGGAAGUUUCUUUUUUGUUUUUUUUUUUUUUUUUACUGGUCAAAGAGAUAUUGAAACAGAAAUAAAACAUUUUUGAGUGCACUUGUGAUACCAAAUAAGUAUGGGUAUGGUAUGUAAAUAAGACAUAAUGUUAUACAGGAUAUCAUGAGUUUGGUGUAUUAAAAACAGCGUGUGAUUUUCUCAUUUAGCAACUCUGUGUCAACAGCAACUCACAAUUAUUGACUCCCACUGCAUUUCAUUAGAGCACAGCCAAGCUCAGACCCCAGGCUCAUUGUGAGAAAUGACACAGGGGAUGGACACCCAAAGAAAAGGAAAACAAAUCCCACAGCUGAAUAAAAAGCCCCACCAAUGUCCAAGUGCUCUUUAACGAGCUUUGUACAUGGCAGAAGCUGAGCCACCCCAAUCACUUUGAGCCUAAUAAUUAAAAAAUAUCUUGCUUUGGAGUUUG